Molecule: messenger RNA, 2598 nt
Organism: Suillus fuscotomentosus
Lineage: Eukaryota; Fungi; Basidiomycota; Agaricomycetes; Boletales; Suillaceae
Exons: 4
Coding region: 1-2598 (865 amino acids)
Source: RefSeq, a predicted model, not a curated record
AUGGCGUUCUUUUUCAGGACCGUUGACAACGGAAUCAAAUUGUCAUCGUUGUUGUCUAUCCCCGAUGUCACCGACGUCCAUACUAUGAACAAGAUCACCUCUGACGAGCUCAAUCGUCUGGUCACUCACGAGGGUUCACCAAAGGCCUCGCAACCGCUGGGACACCUGCUCUCCAAAAUAUUUCAGUCUUUCACGGUUCCUCUUCCCGAUGUAUUCAGCCUUAAAAUCCCAUUCGGAAAAAUCCUUUAUCGCAACCAACGCAUCAACGAGAAAUUCAGCGGGACAUCGCCCGAUACUCUUGUGCCACUGUACGAUACUGAAGCGAAGGCUUGGAACUGGGCCCUUCCAGUUGACCCUCCUAAAAAUGCCAGUAGUAGUCGUUCGGGCGCAGACUCAGAGGGCGAGUCAGAGGGCGAGUCAGAGGGCGAGUCAGAGGGCGAGUCAGAGGGUGAUGAUAUGCAGAAAGCAACUCACGAAGAAAUCUUUGCUGCGUUUCUCAAUGCUCUGGCUGGCUGCUUGGCAGCGUUGCAGCCCAAACUAGUAGAAAUGCGCUUUGCAACCAGCACAUGGAGCGCAGCCAGUGCACAGAAGGCAUUACCUGGCAGCGACAUCAAGCGCAAGCCAGAUCUCGUUCUAUCUGACGAUAUAUCGGCAAAGUGGGGGAACAUCAGGGUAUCAGCCGAACUCACUCACAGUCGAUACCGGCCUGCGAUGCGACUCGGGAAGGCUGCAGAUACUCAUGCCUAUAUUAUGAUGAGUGAACAGCCAUGGAGGCGCUUUGCUCUCAUAUUAUCAUUCACAGAUGAAUAUCGCCACCUUAGAGUCCUAAUGUAUGAUCACUCUGGUGGCGCCGUGUCUCCUCGCUUUGAUAUUUACCAACAACCGGACAUAUUUUCACAUAUAAUCGCUGCCAUCAAUUUCGGGAGUCUAGAGUGCGUCGGCUAUGAUCCGACAGUCUCAUUCUCAAAGAUUGUUUCACCACCCCGAUUCAAAGAUAUCAACUGCUAUCGUCCCAUUAGAAACGCUCCUGCCCGACCAAGUACGACGGACUGUACUGUUGCCGUAUCCACUUCCUCCCUUCCAUUUCCCGAGGAUCCUGAUGGAGUGUCGUCCAGUGAUGCCCUUGAAUCAGUAGUCGCUAGUGACUCUAGUGACUCUGACUCGACGGAAGAAGGUCCGAGCGGUUCCGCUACACAUUACUCGAUGGACGAAGAGCAUUUCCCACCCCCCUCCCUCCCAGUGCACCCCACUGCAACCCGUAGUGCUCCCCUUCUCAGCCUCGCAUCUCAAAUGCCCCAGGCUGAGAUGACCGAGAGCAUCUAUUCUGUCACCCCUCUCCCUUCCCAAUUCCCUUACUCUGCUCAAUCACCUGAACCUUGCGGUAAAAUCCGUGUAGGGCAGAAGGUCUACACUAUAAGAAGAAUCAUUUUUGCGAGCCGAGGUCUUGUUGGUCGCGGAACCGUUUGCUAUUUGGCAACUUUAGACGAUGAAGACUACAUAAUAAAAGACCAUUGGGUUGUAGGCAAGGACGACAAUGUAGUCUUGAACGAGAUCAAGAUGCUGGAAUUGAUGGAUGGCCUCCCUGGCGUUCCAAAGCUGGUGGAUCAUUGGGUCGUUGAACAGUCAGAUGGUGAUCCCGAUGUUACCCGAAAAUAUCGGCAGAAAGAACGCCGGAGUACCAGGGGCACUAGUCGUACUCAUGAGUUUGUGCGGGCACUAAGGGAUAUCGUUAAGAUUCAACAAGCUGCGGUGGAGGAACGUCAGAUUUUGCAUCGGGACUGUAGUCUCAACAACGCGAUGAUCCUAGACGAACCUGAAGGUAGUGAAGGGUUUCUUAUUGACUGGGAGUUUGCCGUUCGGAUUGCCUCGGAUCAUAAAUAUCCUAUUGGCGGUACAGGCACAGUCCCUUUCAUGUCACGCGGACUUCUCAAUCAAUAUGCGGUCCUGCAGCAGGAGGCGGACCUGGAAUCGAAGAGGAAGAAGACGGCGAAGAAGAAAGAGACUCGGGGACGCAAUUCAGUCGACAAACCAAAAACCCCGAAAUCAUCCUCUGAUUCUCUGGCGCUACCUGUAUCAUACGUCAUCCAAGGCUAUGCGGAUGACCUGGAGUCCCUUUUUUUCGUGUUCGCUUGGGUUUGCAUCAAGUUUUGUGGUCCCAACGGUAUGGUGCGGGAGCGCUUGCCCAAUUCGUUGGUGGAUCGUUGGACCAGCCUUGACCUGGGAUCGUGCGCAGCCUUCAAGAUCACCUUUUUCGCUUAUCCAGGAGAGGAAAAGCAUCUCACAGACCAAUUUCACCCAUACUUCAAGCAGCUGAUCCCCCUCGCAGUAGAGUGGCGUAGAGUUCUGGUGGACAACAUGAUCCACCCCGUUACCUUCGACACCAUUCUCGCUGUACUCAACUCUCAUCUCGACAAACUCCCCGACGACGAGGAGCUCGUAUCUGCUGUGGACAUGCUCAGGAAUGAUGCUGCCAUUCUCACGAAACAUGUUAAGGGCAAACGGAUUGCUUCAGACCCUCCCUCUGUAGUAGCACCCAAGCGGCAAAAGUCUCAUCAUAGUGAUACCGAGUCUGACUCAGCAUCGGGCAGUGACGCAUGA